This is a messenger RNA of Microtus ochrogaster (prairie vole), 2342 nucleotides long. RefSeq names its product BTB domain containing 17 (gene Btbd17). Lineage: Eukaryota; Metazoa; Chordata; Mammalia; Rodentia; Cricetidae. The record is from RefSeq and is a predicted model, not a curated record. Gene Ontology annotation, molecular function: protein binding.
UGGGAAGGAAGGGGGUACAGUCCCCUUGCUGGAUCCUAUAUAAGGAGGAAGGAUGGGACUGGAGUGCUCCGGACUUGACUGUCCCUGCAGUAGACUUAGGGACAGAACACCAAGAUGCUUAGGAAAGGCCACUGCAAGCCUGGGUCCUGGGGAAGCUUCUGGGCUACACUGGCCUUGGUGGGACUGGCCACUCGUGCAGCUCAGAGAGCCGAUGUCAGUGGGGAGGCAGCAGGCACCUCCAUCAACCACUCCCAGAUGCUGCUCCAGAGACUGCAGGACCUGCUGAAGCAGGGCAACGCCAGUGACGUCGUCCUGCGAGUGCAGGCUGUGGGCACCGAUGAGGUCCGAGCCUUCCACACCCACCGCUUGUUGCUGGGGAUGCACAGUGAGCUUUUCCGUGAGCUGCUGAGUAACCAGAGCGAGGUGCUGCUGCAGGAACCCCGGGACUGCGCUGCUGUCUUUGACAAGUUCAUCAGGUACUUGUACUGCGGUGAGCUGACCAUCUUGCUGGCUCAGGCUAUCCCACUGCACAGACUGGCCACCAAGUACCGUGUGGCAUCCCUGCAGCGAGGUGUGGCUGACUACAUGCGUGUGCAUCUGGCUGGAGGCGCGGGUCCAGCUGUGGGCUGGUACCACUAUGCAGUGAGCACCGGGGAUGAAGCUCUGCGUGAGAGCUGCCUGCAGUUCCUGGCUUGGAACCUUUCGGCCGUGGCGGGGAGCGCCGAGUGGGGCGCCGUGAGCCCCGAGUUGCUGGCGCAGCUCCUGCAGCGCUCGGACCUGGUGCUGCAGGAUGAGCUGGAGCUGUUCCACGCGUUGGAGGCGUGGCUGGGUCGCGCGCGGCCGCCCCCCACAGUGGCCGAGCGAGCGCUGCGAGCCAUCCGCUACCCAAUGAUCCCGCCCGCACAGCUGUUCCAGCUGCAGGCGCGCUCGGCUGCGCUGGCGCGCCACGGCCCAGCAGUGGCAGACCUCCUGCUGCAAGCUUACCAAUUCCACGCCGCCUCGCCGCUGCACUACGCCAAGUUCUUCCACGUGAACGGCAGCGCCUUCCUGCCGCGCAACUACCUCGCGCCUGCCUGGGGCGCCCCGUGGGUCAUCAACAACCCGGCUCGCGACGAUCGCAGCACCAGCUUCCAGACGCAACUAGGUCCGAGCGGCCAUGACGCGGGUCGCCGGAUUACCUGGAACGUGCUCUUCUCCCCGCGUUGGCUGCCCGUCAGCCUGCGGCCCGUCUACGCGGACGCAGCGGGCACUGCGUUGCCCGCUGCACGCCCCGAGGACGGAAGACCACGGCUGGUGGUCACGCCGGCCAGCAGCAGUGGAGAUGCGGCAGGCGUGAGCUUCCAGAAGACCGUGCUGGUGGGUGCGCGCCAUCAGGGCCGCCUCCUGGUCCGCCACGCUUACAGCUUCCAUCAGAGCAGCGAGGAGGCUGGCGACUUCCUGGUCCACGCAGAUCUGCAGAGGCGCAACUCGGAGUACCUGGUGGAGAAUGCACUGCAUCUCCAUCUCAUUGUCAAGCCCGUUUACCACACCCUCAUCAGGACUCCCAGUUAGCCCGUGUUUGAGAAAUAAAGGCCUGGCCUGAAUGGUGCUCCAGGGUCUGGGGAGGGAUAGGCAAAUGUGGAAGCGACUGCCAGCCUGGGCCUUGGGUCCGGCUGGUUGGGGCCGGGGGAUGGAAGGCAGGCGAAUGUGGUAGACAGGGUGUCUGUUGUUUCAGAAAUGUCUUUUCCAGUUGAUUGGAAGGCAGCGUUCUUGCUCCAUAAUAAAACCAUGCUUAGAGAGGCCAGGGCCUGAAGCGACUCGGCGGGUGGUCUCAAAAGUCUGGGGUUCACAAUGCCCUCCCCUGAGCUUUUCCCUGAGGAUUCCCAUCCAGACAUGGAUUAGGGCAGGGAAGACGAACUAAUGCUCAGUGAUUAACAGUCAGUGACUGACAGCUCAGGGAUUGACAGCCAACGUGAGCAAUCUCCCUUUUGAAUAUUCACAUCUGGAGGUGAAGGUGUUCUCUCAGCUGCCACCUCCAGUGGGCAACGGUCCCUUUAGCUUGAGAGACUUUCUGUCACCGCCUACAUCAAGUGGCUCUUGGGGAGGGGUUCAGGUCAGUGGAAAGGCCCUUGAGAGACAGCCACAAAUGAGACCUUGCUCUAACCCCAUCCUUCUGGGGAGGGACAGUCUUAUCAUCUUGAGGAAAACAUGCAUUCCGCAGAUGUUUGGUAGGUUUGUGCCAAAGGAGAUGGUGUGCUGGGGAGUGAACAGGCCAGGAACUGUAGGAAUCUUAGAACCAGGCACGGCCACGGCACAUACUGAAAACUCGUAAGAAACCAUCAAAAACCCCCGUAGGACUUUAU